Messenger RNA from Terrapene triunguis (Three-toed box turtle), 2375 nucleotides. RefSeq lists its product as uncharacterized. NCBI's taxonomy places the organism in Eukaryota, Metazoa, Chordata, Testudines, Emydidae. The transcript is spliced from 9 exons. The record is from RefSeq and is a predicted model, not a curated record. The coding region runs from base 1 to 2313 and encodes 770 amino acids.
AUGCGGGACUGUGCUGCCUGCGGCGGGGAUAUGCCGGGGCGGGUCUCCACCAGGGGCCUCACCCGCUCCGUGGCUCAUAGACUAAAAUAUUACAUUGAGGUGCAAAGAAAAGAAGAUAGUUUUGAUUUAUCAGGAGCUAGCAGGAAUGAGGCUGAAAGUUCCAGUUUCUAUAUGCAUCCUGGAAGCAUUGCUGAACAAAAAUAUGAUCAGUGUCUCAAGCAUAAUUUUACAGAUUGUAAAUUCGAAGCAUCUCUUCGAAUGUAUACAGGAAAUUCUGAAGAAUGUGAAAGAAAAUUACAGAGCAGCCCAGAAAGACAACAGGAAAUGAAGAUCAUCAAAAAGAAAAUGGCACAAGAUGUUUUAACUGACAGACCUUUCCCGGUCUUAGUAAGGAGUACAAAAAGAACAAAGAAGUUGCACAGCUUCCCUUCCAGACUAUCUCAAUUUCCUCCUCCCCCAUACACAUCACAAGAAGAAGUCAUGAGGCUCAUUUCAUCAGCUUCAAAGCUAAUUGUUGCGGCGACUUGUGAAAUCUCUUCGGAGGAAAUAAAGAAGCCAGACUGUGCCUCACCCCAGAAGAGGAAAGAAGCUAAAAAUAGUCAAAGAUUGGACCACUACUACAAGCAGCGUGCACCUCCUCUUGUGAUCUCUCCAGAUCCCCAUGAAUAUGAAGCUAAGAGUACACGGGAAACGAACAAAUUAGAAGAAUCAAAUGCUGACUUUAUCCAAGAAAAUUCAAGGAAUGAUUAUGGGAAAAAUAUGAAGAAAGGCAAGAAAGAAAAAAACAUUAGAAAUGUAAAUGGACAGUUCAGAGUUGAGAGAUCAUCUAACAUUUCCAGUAACUCGUCUAAACAUAGGAGUGUACUUUCUAAAACUUCUACAAGAGCAAAUGAUUUAAAUUCAUUGUACUUAAGUACCAUAUCUCCAUAUGCACAAGGAACUGGCAGAAGUAAAGGUCCUAAAAAAAAUGUGCUUAAUGAAGGAGAGUCCUCUGCCUUGUGCAGCUCUUCAGUGAUGUCUGAAUGCCAAGAUACAGAGCCAAGUACUGGCCGUAUAUCAGGCUUGACAAGUUUUGCUCACUCUCAGAAAAAUGAAUGCAUCUCUGGGUGGCUCUGUAAGUCAUCUGAAUUCAAAAGGCAAAAGUCACCCCAAAUGCCUAGUAGAAAGCAUUCAGGCAUCAGAGUUAGUAAGUCUAGCAAGCUUUCACAGAGAAGGCCAAUGGAGAACUCCAGGAAUAUGCCACUACAUCAAAAAGAAAGAAAAAAUAAUGAAGGAAACAGGGAAUUAAAUGAGAAAAUAAUUCAUACUAUUUCCACAAAUGCACAAACCCCAAUCAUAAAUGAAAACACGGGAGAACAAACAGCUUCUGUUGUGGCUCUUAAAUGUGGCAUUCACCACAGCCAAAAUACCACAUGUAACAGCCUUCAUCUGAGACCUCAAAGUAACCAGCACCAAAAAAAGAAGAAAGAUUUGUGUGAAUUAGCUACAGGAAAAAACACCAAAUCCCAUAAGGUCCGUUUCCAAGGUCCAUUGCAGUUUUCCAGAAAUACUGAACAGAAAUGUAACUGUGUAAACUUGAAUAGUUGUAACAUAACAAGUGACUAUGGAAUUCAAACCAUUGCUUCAGAAAGUAAAUCUUUAGGGACUGUGACACAUCUUCCAGAGAAUGAAAAUGAAGAACACCUUUCUAGGGUCACACUUGGAGCACCUUCCUUUCUACAUCAAGUUUUCCUGGAAAUGGAGCAAGAUGCAUCACCUACUUCAACUGCAUCUGAGCCUAAAGAUCUGGACAGCAGUUUAGAAAACAAAAGUAUACAACAAUUAUGUAACCAGUGUUUCAUCCUUAAUGAAUCCACAGGAGACACGAAGGUUCAGGAUACUAUCAGUAACGUACAUACAAGUGACAUUAUUUUAACAGACCCAUGUGAUUGGCAAAUGGCACAUAUCCCACAGAAGGCUCAGUGUUGUUGCACCUGUUCAGAAGAACAACGUAACUUUAUAGCUGAAACAUCUGAUGAAGAACAAGACAGUUUCUCAGAUUCAUCUGUGACAGUAACAAGUAUUUUAGGUGCAUUAGAAAACCAACAGUCAGAAGAGGAGUUCACUAUAUCAUCUGUAUCUGAUAGCCUGAGUCUUGGAUCAUUAUAUGAUGUGCAUGAACAGAUGGAAGAAAACAUUUGUGUUGACCUAAAAGAGGAGGAAAACUCUGACUCCAGCGUAGGCCAUCUUUAUCAAAGAGUUCUAGAGGAAAUGCAGAAGAUUAGCACCUCUGAGAGGCUCUUUCAGACAAACUCUUUCCAUUUGAGGUAUUAAUAUUUAUUCUACCUGAAAAGAACCAGAAUAGGCUUUUAGUUUCCAUUUCAGGGAUCCACAUC